AUGAUGGCAUUUUCUUGGAGUCAUUGCAUCAUCUGCCAGAAAGAUACAUUAGAAGAGCUAAGAUGUCCAUUAAGAUCACAUGGAGCAGAUAAGAGCGAUCCCAGAAACGUGUAUAACUCGUUUCUACAAAAUGUUUCUGAGUUCCGUGAUUCACUGGAUGUAAUAUUGCCUGUUAGCCUUACGCUGCUGCUCGAGCUAAAUGUUGAUGCCUUGAUUGAAAAAGAAGCUGCUUGGCACAAGUCUUGCCAUUUACAAUUCAGUAAAUCUAAACUAAAUAAAGCAAAGGAAAGAGCAGCUCGAAAAAGGAAGCAAGAUCAAGCAAAGCCAGAGCGGGAGAAACCAACCAAAAUCUGCAAACUGUCCUCUAGCAUAAAGAAGAACUGCAAAGAGAACUGCAUAUUGUGUGACCAAACUUGUACUGGCCCGCUUCAUAAUGUCACUACUUUCGCUACUGAUGAAAACCUUCGCCGAAUGAUAACAGAACUACAAGACAACACACUGUUACCUAAGAUUUCUGGGGUUGACCUUAUUGCAGCUGAAGCAAAAUAUCACAUGAAAUGCAUGACAAACCUGUGCAACCGCUAUAGAAGUCACUUAACACGAGCACGACAAGAAUCAUGUGAAGAAGAUGAGAAAAUGAAGGAAUCUCAAGCCUUUAUCGAGUUAAACGCAUAUAUCGAGAGUUCUCUCGAGAAUGAGAAGUUAUUUUUUUUGCUUUCUGAGUUGCAUUCACUUUAUGUAAGUCAGCUUCUAACCCUAGGCAUUCAAAAACAAGUGAAUAGAACUAGACUUAAAACCUCGAUACUGGAAAACUUCCCAGACGCUCAAGAGCAAAAUGAUGGAAAGAAUGUUGUUAUAAUUUUCAAGAAAGCCAUACAGGGCAUUGUGAAAGAGGUGGGUACAGCAAAGAGACUUCUCAGAGGACGCUGUGAUUCUAGCUAA
Paramuricea clavata is the source of this 942-nucleotide messenger RNA. Lineage: Eukaryota; Metazoa; Cnidaria; Anthozoa; Malacalcyonacea; Plexauridae. The record is from the annotation of a GenBank genome assembly.